This is a messenger RNA of Lodderomyces orthopsilosis Co 90-125, 1185 nucleotides long. RefSeq names its product Rad14p (gene RAD14). The transcript is spliced from 2 exons. The record is from RefSeq and is a predicted model, not a curated record. NCBI's taxonomy places the organism in Eukaryota, Fungi, Ascomycota, Pichiomycetes, Serinales, Debaryomycetaceae. Gene Ontology annotation, molecular function: damaged DNA binding. Bases 1 to 1185 code for a protein of 394 amino acids. Gene Ontology annotation, cellular component: nucleotide-excision repair factor 1 complex. Gene Ontology annotation, biological process: UV-damage excision repair; nucleotide-excision repair, DNA damage recognition; base-excision repair.
AUGAGUGCAUCAGCAGAGCAGAAACGCAAAAUAGAGGAGAAUAGGGCGCGGGUGUUGGAAAGACUACAAAAGAAGAGAUUAGGCAAUGAGUCACCCAAAGUAGACAAGACCCUGAAAUCAGCAGCAGCAGCAACAACGCAUGAAGCUAAUAGAGAUUCACCAAAAAGACCAUUAAGCCAAAUACUAGAUCUGCCAACCAAUGCAUUCAAAUCCAAAUUUAUAGAUUUUGAAUUUGAUGGGUCAGUCAAGAGAUCAAAAACACAAGAGCAAAUCGAAAAGGUAGAGCAGAAUAGACUUAGAGCAAUAGAAAUACAAAACAGACUACGAGAUCGGAAAGAGAAUAAUAGCAAGCAGGCUCCUAGUGCCGAAGUUACUUAUGGACCAACGACUGAUUUAGAAAAGAUUCGAUUAAAUAAAAAUAACCCUGAUUCUGUAUUUGAUUCCCGCAAGGGGAAGUUCCAACCACCACCUAUUAAAAAGAAGGAUUAUAUUGAAUAUGAUUUUGCCACUAUGCAAGACACCAAAGGUGGGUUUAUCCAUGAUGAAGAUCGGCCACGAGUUGACGACGAAACCUUACAGGAGUGGAAAGAUAAGCAAAAGGAAUUAGAACAGUUGAAAAAAGCUGCACCACCAAUUGACAUUGACACUGCACCCAAAUGCUAUGAAUGUGGAUCACUUGAUAUCGAUUUGAACUUGUAUACAAAUUUCCGCAAAGUUCGUGCAUGUCGACUGUGUAUUAAAAAAAUGCCAGAGAAAUAUUCCCUACUAGUGAAAACUGAAUGUAAAGAAGAUUAUCUCCUAACAGAACCUGAAUUACAAGAUUUAUCUUUACUCCCAAGAAUAGAAAAACCAAAUCCUCACGGAUACAGUCGUAUGCAGCUAUUUCUACGAUUUCAAGUCGAAGAAUUUGCAUUUAAAAAAUGGGGAUCAUCCGAAGGAUUAGAUAUGGAAUGGGAAAGACGUGAACAAAAUAAAUUAAAGAGAAAGGAAAAGAAAUAUCAAGAUGCAUUACGUGAAAUGCGGAAAAAGACUAGAGCUGAAGAAUUUACUAGAAAACUAAGACAUGGCAAGUCAUUGAACGAAAGACACGUACACGAUUGGGCUGCACCAGUAAAAUUACUGAAUAAUAUGAUAAAGAAACGAUGUAUCGAAUGCGGAAUAGAGAUGGAAGAAGUUGUAAUUUAG